Molecule: messenger RNA, 1248 nt
Organism: Drosophila novamexicana
Lineage: Eukaryota; Metazoa; Arthropoda; Insecta; Diptera; Drosophilidae
Product: band 7 protein AGAP004871-like
Exons: 6
Coding region: 124-1146 (340 amino acids)
Cellular component (GO): plasma membrane
Source: RefSeq, a predicted model, not a curated record
GUUGUAUCAUUUUUCUAAUCAAUAACUCUAAGAUUUGUUAAGCAUACACGACUUUUUUUCAAUCUUUAAUAGUCAGCUGCAAAAUUUUCCGUUAGAGCACACCGUAACUCACGCUACCAGGAAAUGACAGAUAAACAGAGAUUAGCCAAUGAAGAUGAUGAUGGCGUGGAAGUACCUAAACGCAGAGAGGGAAGGAAACAUAUUCAAACAAGUGAGAGCCAUAAAAAUACGACGUCUGAAAUAGUAGCAAUAGCUGUUUCGUGGCUUCUUGUAUUGGUCACCUUUCCCAUCUCCUUGUUCUUUUGUUUCGCUACGAUCGCGGAAUUUCAUCGGGCGAUAUUCUUCCGUCUAGGACGUGUCAGACGAGGCGCUCGUGGGCCGGGUCUGAUCUGGUAUUUGCCGUGCAUCGACUCCUACUCUCUAGUGGAUCUGCGCACUAGAGUGGAGGUGAUUCCAACCCAGGAGAUGAUAACUAAAGACUCUGUGACGAUCAGCGUCGAUGCAGUCCUGUUCUAUUACAUCACAGGCUCAUUGCACGCGACAAUCCAAAUUUCGAAUUUGCACGAAUCAACUCUUUUUAUAGCUCAGACAACGCUGCGUAACGCUGUGGGUUCCAAAACCCUUCAUGACCUUCUGAUAUCCAGGGAAGCUCUGUCUGAGGAAAUUGGGCUAGCUGUAGACCGCGCAACCGAGAAGUGGGGUGUGAGGAUCGAAAGAGUCGCAAUUAAGGAUAUAAACUUACCAGAAAGUCUUCAGCGAACUAUGGCUAGCGAAGCGGAGGCAAUGAGGGAAGCUCGUGCCAAAAUCAUAUCUGCGGAGGGAGAGCUCUUGGCCUCAAGGGCUUUGAAGGAGGCAUCUGAUGUGAUGGCUCAAAAUAAAAUUACCUUACAGUUGCGACAUUUGCAGAUCCUUACAUCGAUUGCUCAUGAGCGCUUUGUUAAGAUAAUAUAUCCUUUCCCUAUGGAGAUAUUGUCACCAUUUGAGGGCCGUAAAAAGGGUGGUGAGGCUGGUUUCGAACCCUUAUUAGAAUUGUGUGGUAUUACAACGGUAAAGGGUUCUGAGGCUGAGUACAGAACAACUUCUAGAGCUACUGAAAAUAAUAUCAAUGAAGAACAGAGUCAACCUCAGCUUGAAUACCAAUGUUAGGAAUUGGACGCAUAUGCUAUAUUGAAAAUAUUGGUUUGUGUGGUGAAACAUUAAAAUAUUUUGUACAAGUUUUGUUUUUUUUGAAUCAAGAUCUCUAAGAAU